Pisolithus orientalis is the source of this 780-nucleotide messenger RNA. Its product is annotated as OTU-domain-containing protein. Gene Ontology annotation, biological process: protein deubiquitination. Gene Ontology annotation, molecular function: cysteine-type deubiquitinase activity. The record is from RefSeq and is a predicted model, not a curated record. Bases 1 to 780 code for a protein of 259 amino acids. The transcript is spliced from 5 exons. NCBI's taxonomy places the organism in Eukaryota, Fungi, Basidiomycota, Agaricomycetes, Boletales, Pisolithaceae.
AUGGUAAGAAAGCGAAACAAGGCGACGAAGGGCGGCCAAACGCAAGAGCAACAUUCACUAGCUCCUUCUGCCGCAGAGAGCGAGCAGCUCAUCGCCGACCUCUUGGCCGAGCUUGAUACUAGAAACCAGCUCGCACAACAGGAAACCUCAGUGAUCCCUCAAGCUCAAAACGGCUUGAUGGAGCAUUACCGUACUCAUGUAUCAAAGGCAAGGAAAGCGGCUGCCCUGGCUCAGAGCAUGCCUACCGCUGAUUCUGCGGCGGACGCCCAAGUGGAAUGGGAGACAAAGCAAGAAGCUGCCUUAAUAAAUCGCACGUGCGACGAGCUGGGUGUCCAGAUACAUGAGAUAAACCCAGAUGGCCAUUGCCUGUUUUCUGCAAUCGCGGACCAACUCGCUCUUCUCAACAUAUUACCUUCCAGUCAAGCUAAUUACGCCACAGAUGGGGUGGGAGCGACUGCAGAUAGCGGAAUAAUGACUGCGACACAGUUUGAGCGAUACUGUUUAUUGAUCAGGGAUACCGGUGCAUGGGGUGGUGAACCAGAAAUUCUUGCGCUCAGCAAGGUUUAUGGUGUCCCUAUCCUUGUCAUACAAGGCGGAAAUCCGCCGAUAGUGGUCCACGAUCCUAGUGAUACCCUAGUUGAUCCUAAGGAUCGUCACCUAAAGGCAGCUCGUAUCAGUUUUCAUCGCCGGAAGUAUGGUCUAGGAGAACAUUACAAUUCUUUGAGACCCAAGCAUACUCUUGCCACUGUUACCGACAAGAUUCAGUCGAUCUUCAGCUAG